AUGGCCAUCUCACCGAUAGACAUUGCGAAGGCCGAAGAGGUGGCCAGGGCUACUGGUUAUAAUUCCCCGAAUCCGGAACAUCAUUUCGAUGGGUCGAUGAACCCUGUCUUGAAGAAGAUUAAUUCAACCCUUGAUCGCGAGGAGGGGUUCAUGACCAGAAUAAAGAUCGAGCUCAGUGAUUCGGACAAGAUACUGAUUCGAGAAACCGAGAUGCUCAGUUCUCAGCACAAUGAGUCGCUUCUCAUGUCUAUAGCUGAUAAUAGUGGCUGA
Molecule: messenger RNA, 270 nt
Organism: Cyclocybe aegerita
Lineage: Eukaryota; Fungi; Basidiomycota; Agaricomycetes; Agaricales; Hemipholiotaceae
Source: the annotation of a GenBank genome assembly